GAAAAGGAUUGUUGGAUUGGCCGACUCGGGGCUCUGCCCACCUUUCAGGCUCGUCAUGUUCGGUUUCUCCUCCCAGCGGCGCGGCGCGAACCCUUCCCUCUCCGSUUUGGUUUGGCUCAGCCUCUCCGCUCUGCCUCCCGGUGGAAGAUGGCGGUGGAGAUGCUGCUGCUGUCUGGGGCUGGAGCAGAGGGCUCGGUUUGCACAAGAAGGACCUGACCCGGCUGGAUUUAAACAGAAAGGGAUUUAUUUAACGCGAUGAACUUCUUSUCCGAACCAUCUUCUGUGAGUCUGGACUUCUCUGAGGGUGUUUUUAACCCGACCCUGCUGCUGCUGCUGCUGACUUUUUCUUUUUUUAAUCCCUUCGAUCCGCUCAGCUUGUCGGGGGUAUUUUCCAGACUUAAAAACACAUCUCCAGCUCCCAGGCGGACAGGGCGGGAGUGAAGAGUCGAAAGAAACGGAGAAAGUGGAGGAAAAUGUCGGACUCGAAGGUAAAAGUUGCAGUGAGAGUUCGGCCCAUGAACCGCAGGGAGAUUGAGCUGAACACUAAAUGUGUGGUGGACAUGGAGGACAACCAGACAGUCCUGCACCCUCCGCCCUCAAAUGCAAAAGGAGACAACAGGCAACAACCUAAGGUGUUCGCUUUUGACCACUGUUUCUGGUCCAUGGAYGAAUCCAACUUUCCCAAGUACGCCGGUCAAGAGGUGGUGUUCAAGUGCCUCGGAGAGGGGAUCCUUGAAAAUGCAUUCCAGGGUUAUAAUGCCUGCAUAUUCGCCUACGGACAGACGGGUUCAGGGAAGUCCUUUUCCAUGAUGGGAAACGGAGAGCAGCCCGGCUUAAUCCCCCGGCUGUGCUGCUCGCUGUUUGAGAGGGUCCACAGGGAGGAGAACGAGACUCACACCUUCAAGGUGGAGGUCUCCUACAUGGAGAUCUACAAUGAGAAGGUCCGGGACCUGCUGGAUCCCAAAGGGAGCCGUCAGUCCUUGAAGGUUCGGGAACAUAAAGUCCUGGGUCCGUACGUGGACGGCCUGUCUCAGCUGGCUGUUACRAGCUUUGAGGACAUCGAGGUGUUGAUGUCGGAAGGGAACAAGUCCCGCACGGUCGCAGCCACCAACAUGAACGAGGAGAGCAGCCGAUCACACGCCGUCUUCAGCAUCAUCGUCACUCAGACACUUUACGAUCUGCAGUCUGGAAACUCAGGGGAAAAAGUGAGUAAGAUGAGUCUGGUGGACCUAGCAGGAAGUGAGCGUGUCUCUAAGACCGGAGCUGCUGGAGAGCGACUGAAAGAAGGCAGCAACAUAAACAAGUCUCUGACCACGUUAGGAUGUGUGAUUUCUGCUCUGGCCGAUCAGUCUGCAGGGAAGGGGAAGGCCAAGUUUGUGCCUUACAGAGACUCAGUCCUCACCUGGCUGCUAAAGGACAACCUGGGCGGGAACAGUAAGACGGCCAUGAUCGCCACGGUGAGUCCGUCUGCCGAUAACUACGAGGAAACCCUGUCCACGCUGCGUUACGCCGACAGGGCCAAGAGAAUCGUCAAUCACGCCGUGGUGAACGAGGAUCCCAAYGCUCGCAUCAUCAGGGAGCUCAGGGAGGAGGUGGAGAAGCUGAAGGUUCAGCUCUCUCAGGCCGAGUCCAUGAAGGCUCCGGAGCUGAAGGAGAAGCUGCAGGAGUCCGAGAAGCUCAUUCAGGAGAUGACCGUCACCUGGGAGGAGAAGCUGAGGAAGACGGAGGAGAUAGCCGCCGAGCGGCAGAAGCAGCUGGAGAGCAUGGGCAUCUCUUUGGAAACAUCGGGGAUCAAAGUGGGAGAAGACAAGUGUUUCCUGGUCAAUCUGAAUGCCGACCCCGCCUUAAACGAGCUGCUGGUUUACUACCUGAAGGAGCACACACGUGUGGGCGCAGACACGUCUCAGGACAUCCAGCUCUUUGGGAUCGGGAUCCAGCCGGAACACUGCRUCCUGGAGCUCUGCCCGGACAGUGAUGUCACCCUGAUGCCCUUGGGGAACGCCAGAACCUGCGUGAACGGCACCACGGUCGACUCCUUGGUGCACCUGUGGCACGGGGACCGUAUCUUAUGGGGGAACAAUCACUUCUUCAGGGUAAAUCUCCCGAAAAGAAAGCGGCGGGACCGUUUGAAGGAGCUGGAGAAAGCCUCGCCCAGAGAGAGCUUUGUGGAGGUGGACGUAGAAACGGCCAGCGAGGCCUCCUCCGAGCCGGACUACAGCUACGAGUUCGCCCAGAUGGAGGUCAUCAUGAAGACGCUGGGAAACAACGACCCCAUGCAGAACGUGGUCCAGGUCCUGGAGAAGCAGUACCUGGAGGAGAAACGAACAGCCCUGGAGGAGCAGAGGCUGAUGUACGAGCGGGAGCUGGAGUCGCUACGUCAACAGCUGUCUYCUGACAAAACGUCUCAGGGGCCCCGGAGCGGCCUGAGCUACCCGCCGCACACGCCCCACAGCAAGCUGCCGCUGUGGAGCGAGGAGCGGGAYGAGCUUUUCCGUCAGAGUCUGUCUCGGCUCAGGGAGCAGGUUGUCAGAGCCAACACUUUGGUGCGAGAGGCCAACUUUUUGGCCGAGGAGAUGAGCAAACUCACCGACUAUCAGGUCACCCUUCAGAUCCCCGCUGCCAACCUCAGCGCCAACCGCAAGCGUGGGGCCAUAGUAAGCGAGCCAGCCAUUCAGGUUCGGAGGAAGAGGAAGGCGCCUCAGGUUUGGACCAUUGAGAAGCUGGAGAACAAGCUGGUGGACAUGAGAGACCACUACAGGGACUGGAAAGAAGGCAGAGAGGAAACGAAUAAUAAAGCCAACCACAAAUGCUGCGAUCCGUUCUACGAGGCACACGAGAACCACAACCUGAUCGGRGUGGCCAACAUUUAUCUGGAGAGCCUUUUCCAUGACGUGAAGCUGCAGUACGCCGUCCCCAUCAUCAGCCAGCAGGGAGAGGUAGCGGGCAGGUUGCACGUUGAGCUGCAGCGGCUCAGUGGAGCUCUUCCUGAGCAUCUCUCAGGAGGAGACGACUCGUCGGAGAACUCCAGUGAGUGCAGCUGCUAUGAGGUCAUGGACACCAACGGAGAGAUCGUCCACAUGGCUAAAAGGCUCACCUGCAGGGUGAGGAUCAAAGAGGCCACGGGGCUGCCGCUCAACCUGUCCAACUUUGUCUUCUGCCAGUACACCUUCUGGGAGCACGGGGAGCCCACCGUGGCUCCUCCCAUGGUCAGCCCCGACAGGCCUUCGCCUCCAAGCCCAGACGCUCACUUCACGGUCCAGUUCRACCACUGCAAGGACUACGUCGUGCACGUGACAGACGAGUUCUUGGAGUUCAUCUCGGACGGCGCUCUGUCCRUAGAGGUGUGGGGUCACCGCUGUGCCGGCGGCGGGAGCUCGCUCUGGGAGUUGGAUGCUCUGGAAGCCAAGACUCAGACUCUCCGAGACAGGUGGAGCGACGUGUCUCGCAGGAUCGAGCUGUGGGUCUCCAUCCAGGAGCUGAACGAGCAGGGCGAGUACGCGCCUGUGGAGCUGCAGCCUGUCAAAGACGUCAGCACAGGAGGCGUCUUCCAGCUGCGGCAGGAAGAGGAUCUGAACUGCCUCAGGGAGCGCUGGUCAGACGCUCUCAUCAAACGUCGGGAGUAUCUGGACGAACAAAUCAAGAGAAUCAUCCACAAACACGAGAAGUCCGAGGAGGACAUGGAGCGAGAAGCCCGGCUGGUGGAGCAGUGGGUCGGCCUGACCGAGGAGAGGAACGCCGUGCUGGUGCCGGCGCCGAGCAGCGGCAUCCCGGGCGCUCCUGCAGACUGGACUCCGCCUGCAGGGAUGGAAGCUCACAUUCCUGUCCUCUUCCUGGACUUAAACGCAGAUAAUCUGACUGUGAACGAGCAGCUGACCGGACCACACACCGCCGGCAUCAAUUCCAUCCUGCCCAAAGAGCACGGCAGCCAGUUCUUCUACCUGCCAAUCAUCAGGCACAGCGACGAAGAGGUGUUGGCAGUGUGCUCCUGGGACUCGUCCAUUCACGAUUCUGUGCACCUGAACCGGGUCACCUCAGCCAGCGAACGUAUCUACCUGAUUAUUAAGGCCACGGUGCAGCUCAGCCACCCUGCCUCCAUGGAGCUGGUGCUCCGCAAGAGGAUCGCUGUCAACAUCUACAACAAACAGAGUUUCACGCAGAGCCUGAAGAGGAGAAUGUCCCUAAAGAACACGCUUUACUCCUGUGGAGUCAUUUAUGAGAUCGUUUCCAACAUACCAAAGGCCUCAGAGGAGCCGGAGGAGAGGGAAACCUUGGCCCUCAUGGCAGCUCGCGGGGACAGCGAGGAGACCCAGGACGGCGAGACGUACAUAGAGAAGUACACCCGAGGAGUCCUGGAGGUGGAGAACAUCCUGAGCCUGGAGAGGCUACGACAGGCUGUGACGGUGAAGGAAGCGCUCGCUGCUAAGGGGAGACACCUGAGGAGGAGCGUCAGCACGCCCAACGUCCAGCAGACUUCGUGCAGUAAAUCAGACCUGACGGAGGAUGAGGAGGGCAGGAUGCAUCAGGACCCCUGUGACCAUGUGGACUUUAACUGCACCUCUCAUGAUGGUCCCCUUUGCACCACGCCCAUCAAAACCAAGGAGCACCCAGGCUCAGUUCCAGAGAGCCCAAACUUUUUCAGCGCCAGCCCCUUCAAGGUGCUCUCCCCUCAGCCRCCGAAAUUCCUCAAAUCUUUGCUUCCUGUCAAAGAGGAGAACAAGGCGAGGAGAGUCCUGGAGGCCCGGCCGCUGCUGGGACAAGAGAGCAUGCGCUCAUGUGUGGACGGCACCGCGCCGCGGCCCCCUCCCUGCUCCUGGCGCCGACCCAGGGCGGGCAGCGAGGGCCACUGCAGGGCCUCCGCCCCCAUCAGCAGGCAGCUCAGCCACACGCUGCCGCACGCUGCUCACGACUCUGAGGAUGAGGAGGCCGACGUUAACGGGACUCUGAACCCACGUAGGAGCCCUCGGGACCAAAGCAGCUUCCAGACCUAUGUCCCGGAGGACUUUGCAAACUUCGACAUCUACAACGCCGCUCUGGAGAACCAGGAGUCGGGCUUCGGCUCAGACCCGGGGGGAAGUCGUCUCGCAGCAGGAGGAGGAGGCAGGGACAGAGAGGCGUGCCGAAGCCCGACGGCCAGCAGCUGCACCAGCGGCUACGUGUCCCACAGCGCCUCGGACGCCACACUGUCCGACGUGCCCCUCAGCGAGAGCUCCGAGCACCUGGGCUGCACCUGCAGGGAGGCCCACGAGCCCCCCGGCUGCCACCGGACCAACAACGUCACGGCAGGCGGCGACGACGCUCGGAACCAGCUCGUCCGAUCCGCCUCCUCGCCCGUCAGGGUUCCUCGCUGCACGGAGAAGCAGCGCUCGUCUCCUCACAGCUGCGCUCUCAGCUCCAGCCAGGAGUUCACCGACUUUAAGGGGGCCGACGACGGCAUCGGAGAGGGGGAUUUAACGCCUUUUACUGAAGGGUGGGGACAGGAAGAGUGGAAACUCUCCACAACCCACCAGAAGAAAGCUGAAGACGUGGAACCGUGUGACGAUCAGCUGUCCUCAGAUUCUGGUGAAAAACAGCGUCCUGUUAGCAUAGCUGCGUCCUGCACCAACACCUCCGCCAUCACCAGCACCUCCCCGCCGGUCAGACCUUUCCCCACGGGCCCGGCUCAGAGAGCAGGAGGAGAACCUCCCAUCCAGGAGCCGGCUCAGGGAGACCUGCCCCACGGGAGUCCCUGCCCCAGUCCCAACCCCAGCAGCGCCGAGCCCUCUGGGGACUCCAGCGGGGACGACGGCGCCCCCGUGGCUCAGCUCCCGGACUGGAUGGCUCCUGGGGAGCAGGUGUGGGUGGGGAAGAGGAGGGGCACAGUCUACUAUGUGGGAGGAGUGGAGUUUGCUAAGGGGAUCUGGAUCGGCGUGAAGCUGGAUAUGGCAGUGGGUAAACACAACGGGACCGUCCAGGGCAGAGUGUACUUCCGCUGCCCCCCGGGACACGGCGUGUUUGUGAAGCCGUCCCGGCUCWGCAGAGGACCACCAUCGAUGGACACAGAACCUCAGACUGUGAUCAGAUAGGACCCAAAGAUCGGCUUUUAUUUUGUUUUCCUGUGGAGCAGCAGAGACCCCGACGUGGUGUUUGGGAUUCUGACCACUCAAAAUGUCUCUGAUCUGAUUUCUUCUGUUGGUUUGGUUGCUUUUUGAAAGCAGAUCUCACCUGUGCAUUUAAAUGAAGAACUCUGUAGUUAUUGUUCACUGAAGAAAAAAAAAUCACUAUGCACAUAUCUGAGUUUUMUAUACAGUCGUAUUUUUGUAGACAUAACUUUUAACUGGGAAUGAAGCAUCAAACCCUUAUGUUUUCUUACAUUUCUUUUUGAAGAUUAUAUAUAAUAUUUUUGUAUGACUGUGCGUACCGCUCUCUGAGGUUCAUAAUGAAGUGAUCUGAGGUUUGAAGAUUAAGAAUGUACUACUGUUAAUAAACAUUGAUAUUUACAUCAAUAUGUCAGGGCUAACCAAAGAA
Austrofundulus limnaeus is the source of this 6504-nucleotide messenger RNA. It is a transcript of the gene kif13a, whose product is annotated as kinesin family member 13A. Lineage: Eukaryota; Metazoa; Chordata; Actinopteri; Cyprinodontiformes; Rivulidae. Gene Ontology annotation, biological process: microtubule-based movement. The record is from RefSeq and is a predicted model, not a curated record. Gene Ontology annotation, molecular function: microtubule motor activity; ATP binding; microtubule binding.